AUGGCGGCCGGGCAGGGGGGCGGCGGCGGCAACAACGGCAGCGGCAGCGGGAGCGGGACGGCGGCCGGGAGCGGAGCGGCGGGGCUCGGCAUCCCCGCGCACCUGACUCUCUCCUUCUCGUCGGGGCCGCACUGGGGCGCGGCAGCUUUGCCGCAGUCGCACACGGUGCGCAGCCUGGAGCGGGCCCUGGAGGAGGCGGGCAGCUCGGGCAUCCUGUGCCUGAGCGGGAGGAAGCUGCGCGACUUCCCCGGCAGCGGCUGCGACCUGAGCGACACGACGCAAGCAGAUCUUUCAAAGAACAGAUUUACUGAAAUUCCUCCUGAUGUCUGGCUGUUUGCACCACUGGAAACUUUAAAUUUGUAUCACAACUGCAUCAAAUCCAUUCCAGAAUCUAUUAAAAACCUGCAAAUGCUUACCUACCUUAACAUUAGUCGAAAUCUUUUGUCAACAUUGCCAAAAUACUUGUUUGAUCUUCCACUGAAAGUUCUGGUUGUCAGUAAUAACAAGCUGGUCUCCAUCCCAGAAGAAAUUGGAAAGUUGAGAGAUCUAAUGGAGUUGGAUAUUAGCUGUAAUGAACUUCAAGUUCUUCCCCAGCAAAUAGGAAAAUUGCAGUCACUUAGAGAAUUGAACAUAAGAAGAAAUAAUCUCCAUAUGUUGCCAGAUGAAUUAGGAGACCUUCCCUUGGUAAAGCUGGAUUUUUCUUGUAAUAAAAUUACAGAAAUUCCCAUUUGUUACAGAAAGUUACGUCACUUACAAGUUAUAGUUUUGGAUAACAAUCCAAUGCAGAUUCCACCAGCACAGAUAUGUUUAAAGGGCAAAGUGCAUAUAUUUAAAUUCCUCAGUAUCCAGGCGUGCCUCAGAAUAGAUAAAAAACCAGAUUCCUUGGAUCUGCCAUCAUUAGGCAAACGAAUCCCCUCCCAGCCCCUCACAGACAGCAUGGAAGACUUUUAUCCCAAUAAAAACCAUGGACCAGACUCUGGCAUUGGAAGUGAUAAUGGGGAUAAAAGGUUGUCCACUACAGAACCAUCUGAUGAUGAUACAAUCAGCCUUCACUCCCAGGUGUCAGAAUCAACAAGGGAACAGACAUUAAGGAAUGACAAUCAUGUAAUAGGAAGUAAACUGGAUCCACAGAAAGACCAAGAGGCGUUUGACUACAUUGAUCCCAACGCAGAGGAGGGAGCUCUUCCUGAGCAGGGAGAGGCACAGAUUGGCACCCUGCUCUCCUAUGUCAAGGAACGGGGAAAACAUCCUGAGAAAUCCCAGAAAAUAGAACAAAAUGAGGAGUGGGGAGAUGAAAAAAGACUUCAGAAAGAACAGCUGCUGGCUGAAGAUGAUGAUGAACUCAAAGAAGUGACUGACCUGAGAAAAAUAGCAGCUCAGUUGUUGCAGCAAGAACAAAAACACAGGCUUCUUAAUCAUUCAGUUUCAGUAAACACAAGGAACAGGCCCAAGCAGCCAAUGGAAUCUGAAAAAUGUGUUUCAACAAAUGAAGUGAAUUCCUCAGUGUCCCCAUACAGCUGGCAGCCACUGGAAAACCAGAAGGAUUUGGUGGAUGAGCAGCACUGGCCAGAAACACAGCCAGUAAUCUGGCAGAAUGAAGAAAGAAGGAGAAGUAAACAAAUUAGAAAAGAGUAUUUCAAGUAUAAGUCUUCCAGAAAGAGUUCAAGUGGAAAUGAAAAUGAUGAGCAAGACAGUGAUAAUACUAAUGUGUCCCCACAGUCUCCUGUGUCGUCUGAGGAUUAUGAAAGGACAGAUAGUAACACUCAUGGUCCAUUUGGUCUCAAACCAAGGUCAGCUUUCAGCCGUGCCUCACGCCAGGACUACGGUGCAGUGGAUCCUGGCUUUACUAUGAGGAGGAAAAUGGAACAUUUAAGGGAAGAGAGGGAACAAAUCAGGCAGCUUCGCAGUAAUCUUGAGUCCAGGUUGAAGGUGAUCCUGCCAGAUGACAUUGGAGCAGCCUUGAUGGAUGGGGUGGUUCUUUGCCAUUUAGCCAAUCACAUAAGGCCACGUUCUGUUGCCAGCAUUCACGUCCCAUCGCCAGCAGUGCCUAAACUCAGCAUGGCAAAGUGCCGAAGAAAUGUUGAAAACUUUCUUGAUGCUUGUAAAAAAUUGGGCGUUCCACAGGAGAGACUUUGCUUGCCUCAUCACAUUCUGGAGGAAAGGGGUCUGGUGAAGGUUGGCCUCACAGUCCAAGCUCUGCUUGAGUUGCCUGCAUUGAAAGUAUCCCAGCUUUCUGCCAUGUGACACAACUUGGUGGCAGCUAGACAGCUUCCAUUUAAAGCUCUGUUUUGGAUUGCUCUGAGGCACUGCAGCCUCCUACACAGGAACACCCAAGCCAUCAAAAACUAAAACCUGUCCAGAUGCUGUAGAGAGCCUUACUUUGGAGCUGUGUGUGAAAACCUUGGAGUCAGUUCACAGUUAAAGGAACAUAACUGUUCUUUUUUUUUUUUCUUUUGUAAUUGGAUGUACUAAGAGAAUGUGGUAGCAUCAGGUUCUCUUUCUAGUUAAGUUAAAAGCUGCCAUUUAACAUCUCAGUGUUAGAGUUAAAUACUGGAUUUCUUUUUUUACAUUGAAAAUGUUGUUUGAAUUACUUUUGAAAGUACAAAGCACACCCCCUGUCACUUUAAUUUUUUGAGUCAAUCAUUUGAUUUUAAGAUAAGUCAAAAAUGUAGCGAUGAUAUGAUGGUAAAAUAUGAGCAACUGAUGACUUGUAAUCCCCUUUCACUCUCUGAAAGCUUAAUAUUUGCAUUCUGAUAUUUGUUUUUUGCACUCCUGAUUGUAACUUCGCACUUCUAACAUUGCCAGUAUUGAGUCUGAGUGUCUGGUGAUUACACAGAACAGGAUACAGUGAGAAAAGGACACAGUUUAUUGAGUUUUUCCAGUCUUCUAGGUUGGUGCCAAAUAUUUUUUUUCAGUUGUACUGUAGAUUGUUUACCUGUGAAGUGCCUGUGUAAUUGAUAACUCUUAAUAGUCUUAAACAUUUUUGAAGUUUCUUUGUUUAAAAUAGAUAAAAUGGAAAUUUUUUAAUAUUUUAAUAGUUUUUUUGUAAAAUCAGUAUGUGAAGAUUUAAGUAAUACUUCACACUUUUGAUGUUGGGUGUUUUAAGUUUGUUGCACAAUUUAAUUGUUGUCUAAUAAUUAGAAAAUACUGUAAAUACUUUUUAUUUAUGCUAUUUAAUUUGAUAAUACCUAAUUACUUUUGGUUUAUUGUAUUGUUGGACAAAAACAAAAGUUGUUCUUUCUUUGGGACAAGCAAAUACACAUGAUGAAUAAGACAUGAGGACUAGUGAUUCAUACAGAGUAAUUUAGGACAUUUUGAUAAAACUGCCAAAAUCUCAGGUUUACGCUGUGAUGUUCAGGAUUUUGUGUAAUAUUGCUCCUGAUCUCACAUGACAUUUUUACAACAGGUAUAUCCAUAAUUUAGCUGGGAAAUAUCAGUGUUUAUCUUUUUAGCAGGGUUUAUUGUGUAAUUUCCAUGAGUGUGGCAUUAGCACACAGGUCAGUUUGUACAAAUGUCACUGUGCUGAGACAUUGGAUCCAUGGAUAAAUGAGAAAAUGAAACAUUUCCACCGUGGUGUUCUUUUGAGACUUCUGAGUUCAUGUAUCUGUUUGCUUCUGAACAAAUUCUUGGUGUGUUGAACCAUACACAGUUGAGUUCUUCUCCAAAAAAGUUACAAAUAAUUUCAUCAUUUUGGUAGUAGGUCUGUUUGUAUUAGUUUGUUCUUCAUAGAAGAAAGGUAGGUAGCUCAAUUAAAAAAGUGUUUUGACUGCCACAGAUUUUCUAUUUCAGGCUAAGUUAUUUUCAGUUGAGGGAUAUGUUUGCCAAGCAUGUGACAAGAUUUGAUUUUGUUUUUUCCAAUUGACCAAGACCCUGUGUAAGAUAAUCCAUUAAAAAUGAGAGAGGAGUAUUGACUAUUGUACUGUAGUCUUAUAGGCAAUAGCUGACAGGAAAAAUAACCUUUUUCUGAUUAUAAGUUUAAAAAUACCACUUAUUUUUAAAUCCAUUGAAACAAGUUUGUGUACAUGUAAUAGCUAAAAUCCACUAUUGUUCAUAUAGUGUGUCUUAAAACACAGCUUAUGGAGAGGCUGGUGUAUAAAUUAAUUUGCAAAGUCCUAGAUAUAAAUCUUAGGUUAGAUAAAUGUGUUUAAAGAAACUGGAUUGCUUUGACAUUUGAAAUACUGUAUUUCAAAUCUAUCUCUGAUUGGUUCUUGCAUCUCUUCUGAUGGUUGUUUUAACAACUUCAGUCUCUAUUUUCAUUAAUGCCACUAUCUGAAAAGUCAUGCAAAAACUAAAGGAAAAGUUAUAAUUCACUAAGCAAAAUGCUUGCCUGCUACAUUUAAAAAAACAGCCACUCAAAAAGAAUAAAUCCUUGUCUUUCAUUUCACUGUUGUUGCUGCUACCAGAGCAAAGUUCUAGUUCAGUGUUAGCCAUGGAAGUGCUAAAUAUGAAUUGUCACUUUGUUAUCUGAAAACUGAUCUCCACUGCUAUUUCAUAGUCAUAUUUUAAAACAUUUUCUGAUCUUAAGGUAACAUUUUUCCUUCUUGAACUAAUUUUAUUAAAUUGUAUCACAGUGUAAACAUUAAGAAUUCCCUUGAUGUAGCAUGGCAGCUGCUUACUUCUUGGGGUUUCCAAACUCCUUAGUAAGCUGAAAACUGGAUAUGAAACUGAUGUACUCAUUUUAAACUGAAAUCUACUAAAACAAUUUUUUUUUUAGUACUCUGCAGUUCUUCCCCACAGACUUGCUACCCACAGUCUUGCUUUGCCAUUCCUUGGAAAUUAUUGUGGCUGCCUUCUUGCUUAUGGGGAAGAAUAAUAAUGAUUCUUCCAAGGCUUCUCUUUCAGCAUAGCAAGGAUUAAAGCCUUCAAGUACCCUUAGGAGCAGUCUGAGAAAAGAUCCACUGUGCUUGGAUGAGUCUUUUUCUCAUCUCUAACUGCUUUUACUACUACUACUAAUAGUCUACAGCCUUGCUAACAUUGGCUUGUACCACUGUGAUUUCUUUAACAGCAAUUUCAAAAGUGAUACUAAAAAGAUUUGAAUUUGAAGUUUUCAUUUCCAGGAAGCUUGUGGAGAUAGUUGUGUCUUGUCUGUACAAGAAUUUGCAUAUAUACUCUACUCCUUUUCCCCUUCCUUUUGAUUCCCAGCAUCUUAUUUACUUUUGUUCAUUCUCAGAUCUAGUGCAUUCAGGCUGUUGCUUACUCUGGGCCACUUCCCUUCUUCCUCUUGAAUUUUUUUAAGAAUUUGUACCAGUGAUUCCAGAAUCCCUGCUCCAAACAUUUCCUGUGUUUGAGAUACUCAUUUUCAGUUUUGUGUAGGAUAUGAUGCCAUUACUCAGUACUUGAUACAGCUGAUAGGGGUAGGUAAAAACAGAGCCUGCUCAGUUCUUGUUGCACUCUUCCUUUUUUCACUUAGAACAUGAAGAAAAGUCAACAUUAAAAGCUUUAGGAAGGUGCACUAAGUUUUCUUAAUAAACUUGGCAAUAAUGAGGCAUGAACUGUAAAUUACAGAGUGGAUCAGCAUAGUGACAGGGCUUCUGGGCUUGUGUAUGUUCUGUGUUUUAUGUCACUGCAUGCAGUAUGUCACAUGUGGCUGAUCUUUCACUUGAGCAAUAAUGUCCCACAUAUGGUGAGGUCUUACAGCAGUGACAGUGAAAUAAUUGUUGUGAAGUGUGGUGUCUUCCCAGAGAGUCUCAGAAAUGCUUUUAAUCUGUUCUCCAGCACUGCUAAUCCACUGUGCUCACUGGGGCACUGCUGGGGAUGCAGAAACCAUCCAGACCCCUGAUCUGGAGUCCUUCCAAAAUCUAACCAAGAACUCUGAGCAUAAAAUAGGGAGGAAUGGAUUUGAAACAAUAAACAACUGACAUGAAUCUAUUUUUUAAAUUUUUUUUUUAAUCCUAGGCUUUACUGAAGUCAAGGCAAAUUUUACCCUUGACUUCAGUAGAUUCUCACCUUUUUGAUUUGUGGAACACCUGAGCUGGAGACCAUAGCAAGCAUGGCUUAAACUUGUUUGACACUAGCAAACUUUAGUGUCAGAUUAUUGACUAAAAUAGUGACCCCUGGUAAGUCAAAUGAACUUGUCAAAUGUUAUGUGUAUUAAUUUAAUAAAAAAAUUUCUGAUAAGCCAAACAGUAUUUAGAUGGUAGGAAAAAAUUACAUUGAAGUGAGGUGGGAAGGUGGUGUUACCUCAAUAAAACUGUAGAUUGAGGACAACUAUUAGGUUUUUACUGCACUAAAAACUUCAUUUCAAAUACCAUAUCUUUUAGUGGCAGUCUCAUCAGCUUUUGACAUAAAUCUGUAGCUAAAUCCAAACAAAAGUGAAGACAUUUAUUUUCACUAAAAUGGAAUUUUAUAUGUCGUGUUGGUACUGAAGACAAAGACGAAGGUUUGGCUCUUCUUCCCUUUGCUGCUUCCUUAAAUGUUUAUUUGAAAGGCUGAUUCCACUGAUUUCAAUUGAAAACAACCUGUGGGAGUUUUUAGCCCUUCUGCAGAUAGGAGAUGUGGUUUGGUAUUGGCAAAUCAAAUGUCACUUUUCCCUCACCAAAUCAAGCUAAUGUCUGUGUUUCUGUUAGAGGAUCUCUACUUGAAAAGCAAAGGUAAAUAAGCACACCCCAACACACACAAUUUGGAAUUAAGAGAAUGUCAUUAAGACCACCAAUGGAAAAGGCAAAGUAGAGUUGUCCAAGCAGAGUGCUCUGAAUUGAUUUCACAGUGAAUCACUCCAGGAAAAGCCUUCAGUCUCAGUAAAGAAGUUUGUGUUCUGUAGCUGAGGACUGAGGAUCCUGGAGUGUGUGGAGCUUUCAGUAGAGCUCAGAACAAGGGAUUUGCCAGCUUUGUGUUCCCAGAGCCAUUUGGUGUGGCCAGCUCUGUCCCAGCUGCAUCAGUGGCUGAUGCUGCAGGGGGCACUGCCCGUGGGCAGGGGGCCUGGCUGGUGCCACCUGUGCUCCCCUGCCUGUGUGCCAGUGAGGCUGUGCAGGACAACUGCUGACAAAAACACCUCCCUGCUCCUAAAGAGAUGCUGCAACCUGAGCAAAACCACCAGGGGAUAAUUUGAGAGUAAUCACUAAUAGAUCUUCAGCAAUAUUUAACUUGCCCCAGCAGUGGGUGAUGCAGUUUUUGCUCUGGGAUGCUUUUGCUCUGGGAACUGCAGACCUUUUCUGACUGCAAAUGGCACUGUGGCUCUGAAGGGGUUAAUGUGUGCACUUCCAGGAGGAAUUGCAAACAGAACUGCUGGGUUUGUUCCAUAUGCCACACAUUGGGUCAUGUGUCAUUCAUUUACAGACAGAGGGACAGGUAAACUGUCUGUUCUUAAUGAGCAAUGUUACGGUACAGGUUUGUUUUGGAAAAUAUGAAGAUAAAUUUCUCUUUUCUUGUGAAGAAAAAUUCUCCUGAUCUUCACUGCUUAAAUAGAGAAUAGAUGUGAUUGAAUUUUAGUUUAAACUUGCCACUGCACAGAAGCAGUUCUGGCUCCUGUGUUUGUUACAUAAUAAAAUACCCUUGGAUUUAUUUGUCUUUAAGUAUUUCACAUAGUACAGUUUUGCUAACAUACUGUCUUAAAAUUGUGGUUAUAUGAAGUCUUUGUUCCCUCAUUAGGUUUGACCAUUAUUUUUUCAGCAUGAGAGGCAAAGGGCAGCAAGAUUUCUGCAGCUGCUUGGUCAGUUUUAGGGAAGGCACACCAGUUAUCAUAAAAUGACAUCUAAUCUAUCAUUUUUAGUUCAAAUUAUAUAUAGCCAAUUGCAUUUUCAAAAAAGAAUUUUCAGAGUGUUUUUUACAUUUUAGAAUCUUAAAACAAGCGAAAACCAAAAACUUUUUCCAUGGCUACUCUAGUAUCUUAGGAAAUUCUGAAGCAGAAGAGCAGCUUGGACUGAUAGCAAUUAAAUUGUUUUGGAAAAGUUUUGAUUUUGGCAGUGUUAUAUUUACAGUUGAACUUGAUCCAUUAAAAGUCUCUUCCAAACUAAAUGUCUAUGAUUGUAAGGCUUCAAUGAGACCAGAAUUUCCCUCCAGAGUUUUGUAACUCAGUUACUGCACAAAGUCAGUCAUUUAAAUUAAAUUCUUGGCACUGAGGAGGGUUUUCUCAGUUCAUUCAAAGUUAAGUGGAAUAAGGCAAACAUAACUUUUUCCAUCACAGUUUUAUGAAGGCAAAUUGUAAAAUAGAGAAUAUUUGGAAAUGCCACAAGGAUACCUUUUCACUUUGUUUCAUUUUAAAAUGAGUGAACCAGUGAAAUAUUUCCAAAAUGACUAUAUUUGUGUAGGGUUUGGUUGUGCCAUGACUGGCACAGGAAUUUGCAGUAGCUGUUCAGUAUUAAUUUGUAUUCUGAAGCUGUGCAGGACUGUGCUCUUGCUGAUGCAGUUGUGUUUGCUGAAGGGAUGUGAUACCUGGAGCAAAUCCUGAGAGUUCCUGGCAAGGCUGACAUUCCCAGGAGGAAUACACAGGUGUAGUGAGAAAGGGUGGGUUGGUGGAAUACAUUGGGGAGUAAUGUGAAUACUUUUUACUAUUGUGGAAUGUCUAGAACAAUGAAAAUGUGAUUGCUUUACAGUUAUCAUUCAGUUAGUAUUCAGUUAUUUUAUUUUGUAAUUUGUGGUUAUGAAACUCAGAAGAUGCCAUGUAACCAAAUGGUCAACAUGUAAAUGUGUGCAGGAUGUGGCAAAAGUAGUUCUGAGGGCACAGCAGGAGAGUGAUUCUUAAAAAUAGAUGCUCAAAUUGUGUAUAUACUUGCAAAGUUUUUGAUAGUGCAUUUCAAUUGAUUUUGCAUUUCAUGUUCUUGUAAAGUGCAUCUUUCAUACUUUUGAGGGUUGUCUACUUGUACUAUACUGUAUUAAGCCUUUUUUCAGGAUUUCCAUUAUUGCUGGAGCUUCCAACAUACAUGUUUCUUUUGAAAAAUGUUCUUACUGUUAUUUGUUUUUGUAAAUAGUGUUUUGUAUUAAAUUUGCAUGGAUAAACCCCACAUUUCCAAAACCAGUGUACAUACGCUGUGUAUAAAAUACAAACUGUUUCAUAAUUUUCAUGUAGUCAAGUUAUUCAAUUUGAUUUCAUUUCAGUUUAUAUAUUUGUAGUAAAUAAUGAGAAUUUGUUGUAUGUUCUCUCAAAUGUCUGUGUUUUCAUUUUGAUAGAUAAGUGACCUGCUUUAUUAUGUCAGGAAAUACAUCCUCUGACAAACAGAAGGAAAGCUAAUUCCUGGUUCAGGGAAGUAGAACACAUCCACAUAUGUAUAAGUGUGUUGGGAUUUUGGUUUUGACCAACAGUGGUGAGAAUACACAAGGAUCAAGCUGCCCUUGUUUGAAGCAAUCCUUAUACAUUUACACACUUUGCUGUGAGAACCACCCAAUGUCUUCUCACAUUUAUAUUUGGAACAACACAGAUUUUUGAGUCUUGCUAAUGAUAACCUUAAAGCAGCACAGAAGUUCCUCCUGACAGAGGUGAUCUGCUUCCCUUCUGUUCCCUGGGCUGGCUCUGGCACUAGCACAGAUAAUCUGUGUGGUUUGCAGUCAUCAAUUGCUUGAUCCAGCCUCAGGGAAACUGAACUGCCAGGUUUUGGAGCUGCAGUUGAGUUGGGUUAUUCAAAUGUAGGUUAACAGAGUGUUUUAUAGGACCAAAUUUAUUUUACCUUCAUUUCUUUUCUUUAUUUAAAGAUGUAGUCAAUUUUAUUAUUAGACCUGAAUAUUGAAAAUAAAUACUCUGUUUUGAGA
Molecule: messenger RNA, 9681 nt
Organism: Melospiza melodia melodia
Lineage: Eukaryota; Metazoa; Chordata; Aves; Passeriformes; Passerellidae
Gene: LRCH2
Product: leucine rich repeats and calponin homology domain containing 2
Exons: 21
Coding region: 1-2244 (747 amino acids)
Molecular function (GO): protein binding
Source: RefSeq, a predicted model, not a curated record